UCGACAAAUCAAAAAUUACUAUAUUUACGUACAUAUUUAUGCCGACUUUGAUAUAAAAUGAUUUGCCUUUAACAGAAAUCAUCAGCACUCAGAAACAUACUGGAUAUGGCUCUCAAGUUUUUAAUUUUUGUAUGUGCCUGCGCCAAGUUUGCAACUGGUCAGUUGCACGAUUUUCAUACGGGAAUAGGUUACAUUGACGGCCGACAAGUGAGGAUCGAUGACAGGCUAGAUGAUAGAUUAGGUGGGAGAAUAUCGCAAAGUUUAUUACCAUCCAUUCAUGGAGUUCGACCUCUUGGACGCCCGUUGGGUACCGGCCAAAUAGUUGUAUCAGGCGGUCAUGACGGUCACUUGUCACAUUUAGGACAACUAAAUCCACAAGCACUCCGACAAUGUCCAAGAAAUCGUUGCUCCCUGGAGCUAAUUCCUCGAAGGUGUCAAUAUACGCCAGUGAUGCGAUCUGGUUUUGGUACCUACUGUCUCGGCUGUCCGGAAGAUGUUUGCGAGAACACACAGGGAAGGUUGACACAGAGGCAAAGAAGAAGGAGGCGAAGAAUGAGGCGUCGUCUAUGCAGGGAGUUUAACAUCUGUUUGGGAAGAACUGCAAGUAAUGGAGUUGGAUCGCGUAGAAACAGAGUCAGUGUAUCAGUUAAUGGAAUUGAUCGACAUGAUCGACACGACUCAUUAUUCCAUUGAUAAAAGAGACAUGAACAUCAGUGAAUGAGAGUUUACAUUAAAGACAAUAUCAAUUGAAACGGCAUCAGCUGCCUCAACAUAUCACUUAAGUAUUUUAUUAUUCAUUCUGAUCCAUCCAGAGUCAUCUUAUGACUUUCAUUUGCUGUCUAAAUAGUUAUUUAAUAUAUUCUUUGAAAUAAACAUUUGAAAUCAGA
Molecule: messenger RNA, 887 nt
Organism: Ruditapes philippinarum (Manila clam)
Lineage: Eukaryota; Metazoa; Mollusca; Bivalvia; Venerida; Veneridae
Exons: 2
Coding region: 106-693 (195 amino acids)
Source: RefSeq, a predicted model, not a curated record